Chelonia mydas (Green sea turtle) is the source of this 5353-nucleotide messenger RNA. It is a transcript of the gene MUC15, whose product is annotated as mucin 15, cell surface associated. The transcript has 4 exons. The record is from RefSeq and is a predicted model, not a curated record. Lineage: Eukaryota; Metazoa; Chordata; Testudines; Cheloniidae. Bases 261 to 1286 code for a protein of 341 amino acids.
UCUUAACAAAGACAACCAAGAAGCAGGUCAGUCUGGUUCUCAGGUGUUCUAUUACACCCAGGGAAAUAUAGCCCCACCUAGUUAAGUUUCUACAGUGCAUUCCCAAUGAGUGUGACACUGUCGCACUUACAGUACCUGUGUUCUACUGUGUUCACUAGACUAAUUGUACUCUGUGCCACAGCAGUGUUUCAAACCUACCUGAAUAUACUGUAGAGCUAAAAGGUUCUCUACCUAAAGAAACAAACCACAAAGCCAAUACCAUGCUGCCUUCCAGUGGAAUUCUUUUUAUUUUGCUGCCGGUUAGUUUAGGGUGGACCAGAAGCAAUGGUCACAGUAGUACAGUCAGUACAACAAACACUGACAAUAAUUCAACUACAGAUACGACUCCACCUUCACACCAAGGAACUUCACAUCAGCUAGGUCUUACUGGAACUAAUAGAAUAACUCCUGCUAUAAGCCAUGUUGCACCAACAACGGCCAAUAAAAAUGCAACAAAAAGUACAGUAAUAGAGAGUAACACUCAAAGCAACAGUGUAGCUCAAAGAUCCACUAAUGGCACAGGGUUAUUUUUGACUUCAAAUGUGGAUAAGGGUUCAACAAAUACCUCUGCCAAAAAUGUCAACAGAAUCUCACCAUCUUCGACACUAUCCAUAACCAUGAGUGACUUUUCUACAGCGACUGAAAGCAACAUGCCUACAAAUGCUGGUGUAUCCUCGAAAACGGAAGCCAAAAACUUCACUUCAGUCACCUAUAAGACCAGUUCUAUUGCAACUAUCUCCACCAAAGACUUUCUAAAGAGCUCCACAGAAGUCUCAUCUACCAACAGUCCAUCAAAUAGACUGACCACAUUAUCCACACACCAGAGCAGCAGUGUCACAACAGGCUUCAAAACAAUUUCACAGACUACAAACGUACACCAGAAUUUCACCAACCAUUCUAUAGUCCCAUCAAAUCCGAAAGAACACAACAAAGAGAAUCACCACAGUGCAGGAGUAGUGCUUGGUGUGAUUGUAGGAGCCAUUUUAGGAUCUGCAUUAAUUGGUCUGAUUGGGUACUUUAUAUGUGGGAAGAGAAAGUCUGGCUCAUUUUCCCAUCAGCGACUUUAUGAUGACACAAGGAGUGAACCAGUUCUCCGAUUAGAUAAUUCAUCGCAUAAUGUGAGCUUUGGUGAUUUCUCUUACUACAAUCCCAGCACAACAAACGAGCCAGCUGCACAGAACAGCAGAGGAAGACCAUAUGAUGGCAUUCCAAUGGGUGACAUGACUUCAUCUCAACCCCCAGCAUAAUGUCCGAGGGUAACGUCUGCUGGCUUCAGAUUACAAACUCGUUUGUGAUCUAUGUACCUUGUUUUACAUACAUUGCUCCCACAGUAUUUUGCAAGUUUAUUUCCCCUGAAAUAAUCCUAUGGCUAUUAACAUGAAAGGCUUUGGAUAGCAUAUCUGAAAUCACAAGAUAUAUUUACACAUGCUGGUCAUACACUGCUGUGCCAGAGCACCACUGUCCCAGUUGGUAAUUAAACUAAAUUCAAUGCUCAAUCUGCUUCUGUGUUAAAAGACACUAUGCUAUCUUUUUAAAAACAAUAUUAGCAAACUGCACAGAAAGAGGCAAAAUCCUGUUUGUUACACCUAGUCAACUUCCUUUGGCUUCAGUGGAGGUUGCAAACAUGCAAUGGAGCAAAAUAUGACCAGGAUUCUAAGGAAAGUUUAGCACCAAGACAAAAUAACCAUAAUGACUAUCUUGAUGAGAAGCUGCUUUCUUCAAAUGUCAUUUCUAUCAGAUCUGUGGGUCGGGAGAUUUCCUCCCCGCCUUGAUAUUUGCAUCUACCCGAGAGAAAAAACUAUAAGGCACUGGUUUUAAUUACAUUACUUACAGCUUGCAAUUUGCCAGGCCAAACUGAUUUACUGUUUAUCAUGAAGAGAAUUUGCUCACACUGAUACAGUUACAAUUACUACAGAAAGGAGACCACAAGAAUGAAUAGUCCUCCUCCUCUGCACCAGUUGGUCUAUUAUCUGCAUUGCAGGUUAGGAUCUGUAAAAAUGAUGCAGCAUAUUUUGGGAUGGGCUACGUGGAAGGAAGGAAUUCUCUUUGGGUAAAAAAUAUAAAAAGAAUACAGAGAACCACAGACUAGUUUAAAAUCUUUGCUCAUUCAGCAAGUCUAAAAAUCAGGGAGAUAUCCAAAAUAAUAAUAUAAUGUAUCUGUUUAUAGUCACCUAAGAUGCCUGAAGACAUAAGAAGAGCUUUAGGAAGGUAAAAUAUUACUAGUAAGAACAUCAUGAUGCUUAGGGGCCUCAAAGAUUAAGUGUGGGACACAUGUUUAUUGCUAUGGAUCUUAAUGUGUGUUAUUAAGAGUGGGCACUUUAGGCCCAGUCAAUGGAGCUACACCCACAAAUAUCAGCUGAAAACCUGGCCAUGAGUGUGUUAAAUUCACAGACUCCUUCUCUUCCCUUUUGCACUGGCUGCAGCUGGGAGAGUGAGAAACGCCUGUUCAUGUGUAUUAUAUAAAUACAGCGUCUAUGUGGCAUUUAACUUCAUCACAAUGGUAUAGCAUUGGUUUGAAUAGAGGCAGUGCUCUGUGUGGACCAAUGUUAAAGUCUCAGGGUACAAAUAUGCAGCACUUUCACAGGAAGAACUAUCUACCCAUCUAUCUCAGAUAGUUACAGCAUGCUAAUCUUGAUAUAAUCUUGGUAUUGCCACUGACUUCCCAUUGCAAACUUGUUAUCGAAUGAAAUGAAAGAUCACUGGAUCAGACCCCUCAGUUGUAAAAACUGCAUCUGCCUUCUUUCGAACAAAGAAAUGUUACGUAAUGGUAACUCCUGUUUAAGAGUUGCCUCUGAGCAUUUACUCUUUGUUUGAUGCCUCCUGGUGUGGAACAUGAUGUCACAGUGAAUGCAGAGAGACUCUCGAAGAACAGAAUAAAUACAUGAAAUCGCCCUGUAAAUAGUUAACACAAAACCUUCUGACCUGCCUUUAACUCACUUUAAUUAGCCUUUGCCUACAAGCUUUCAAAUCUGUUAAUUUUACAGUGCGCCGCAUUGGAUUACACUGAUUUUGGCCCCAAACCUUCAAUUAACUCUGUGUGAGUGGACCCCUCUGCACACAUGACAUAGAUUGCCGGAUUAAAGGCCUUGUUUUUCCUACAGUCAUUACAUUCUGAACAUAAAUUAGUAGUGGAGUAUUUUUAAUGUCCUACUAGUACAAACAUUGAUUUGAUGAAAAUAGGAAAAAUAUAAAUAAACAUGGAUACUACUUGCUUAACAUUAUAUUAAACUUCAAAUCCCUCUAAAACUAAUAGUCAUCUAUAGAGGGAGAGGUGAAGAGAACACUUAGGAAGGAAAAUGGACUUACCCCAUAUUGCCAUAAAAAUAGCAAAGAAGACAGUCCCUCCAUUAUCAAACAAAUGUGUAACCUAAGCAGAAAGUAAAACACAUAAUGCAAAAUAAAUAAUAAAUAAUAAUAAUAAUACCACUUUACAUUCAUAUAGUAUCCCCCUCCACCCCCCCAAAAAAGGAUCCCAACAUUCUUUACAGGUUUUAGACCCCAAAAUAUAGGCAUCCUUUUAGGAAGCCCUAAUCCCACAUAAAGGUGCACACAUCAGCAUUUAUAUGCUGAUAUGAAUUCCAUUCAUCGCCCACUAUUCCCAUUGCUAGUCCAGGCCUGAAUUAUCUUUCACAGUAAUUCCCACUCUGGCCUCAGUCAUCUUUAAUGUGCUCAAAAUACUGUCUCAAAACUCAGUUACUUUGCCAGCUAUUCUGACCACAUCCCACCAGUCUUCAAAUUUUUCCUUGGUUUCCUCUCACUUGCUGCAUCAGAUUUAAGCUCCUUGUCCUGUCCUUUUAGGGCCUGAACAACUUAAAUAAGGCCUACCUACCCACUUUCAUCUCUUUAUUUCCCUCUCCCCCAAGAAUGUUCCUUGUCUAAUCAUUCCCUUCAUUCUCCUUUCCUUCCUUGCAACUCCAUGCUUCAAUCCCUUGUCUCACUUGGUCCACCAGGCCUCCAUGCUCUCCCUCUAAACCCCUCUUGAAAAUAUCCUUCCCUUCUAAAGAGUCUAUAAAUCCUAAUCACUCUCAAAAUGAAGAAUAAAACCAUCCAGAUAUUAACAAAAAUUAACAUCAAAAUGAAGUAAUUAUAGCACUAAGGUAUGCAUCACAUUCCACCUCUCAAUCACUUUUGCUGUUUGUUGCACCCUAUUGCCCAUUUUCUACUUACAGUGUAAACUCUUUGGGAUAGAUUUGUUUUAUCUGCAAAGUUCAGAUAAAGUUCAUGGUGGGUGAUAGAUAAAUUGUAAUUGAAAACUAUUACAUGACUGACUAUGUGUCAGUUUGAGUGCCCUAAUGGGGUUUGUUGUCCCAAUUUUGAAAAUGGUGUCCUCUAUGUAUUGUUCAGGGUUCAUUUUAUCCAUCAUAGAAAUAUAGGCAUUUCCAUGGUAGAAAUCCAGCAGUCACUGUGUGUGAGCCACAGUAGGUGAGGAGGCUGAGGUGAAGAAUAAUUUCUCCUACUGAAAGGGGAUUUUAGGUAGGCAAUUGCCAGUGAUUAAAUUUGGUCAGGGAUAAUGGGCUGAAACAUAUUCUAGUGAAAAAAUGCUAUAAAAUGUUUGGUGAGCAUCAGUGACCAGAACCUCAGUUUCAAGUGUCAUUUGAAAGAUGACAUACAUCAUUACAUUAUAUUGGAGUAAUGAUGUAUAACCCUUGAGACCAUCACCUCACAAGCACAGCAUUCCUGGUGGCCAUCAGGAAUGCUGUGCUUGUGAGGUGAUGGUCUCAAGGGUUAUGGGAUAUUGAAGGGAUUGACAGUCUGCUGAAGGGAGUUUAUGUAACACCUUCUAGCAAAACUAUUAUACAUCAUAGCUGCCUUGUCUUGUCAUUGGGGUUGUCCUCUGUAGCAGACUCCCGUCCUGUAAACCAGACAAACCUACAUGUUUUCAAAUGAAAACGUUCACCAUUAUUGCAUCUGCUUUUAGAAAAUAAACACUGAGCAGGUGACAGAGGAUAUUCUGUAAGAGGGAAGAUAAUUAAAUAUUAGAAAAACUCUCUUGAAAUCCUCAUCAUUUAUAAAUCCAGAAGAAAAAGUUAACAGUAUAAACAGUGUAUUGCUUGCUAAUCUGUUUUAUUUUCUCUUAAAUGCAAACACUUCUAAAAUUGAGUAGAGUUAUUAAACACACAAGUUUUAGUAGUAUACAGGGCUCUGUUUAUUUUACUGUGCUGAAGAAAAUCGAGAAGUUUUUACUUAAUACCAAAGAUCAUCAAGUCCAAUAUGUUCUUUGUGUGAAUUAUAUAAUUGUGUGAAACUUGUAUGCAAAUGCGCCUUUGGCUUUGGUUUUCUUUUAUUAUAAUAAAAAGAACAUACAAGCAAAGUA